AUGGCACCUUUGGGCGAAACCAUCGCGGUGAUUGACAAGUCUGGCAAAGUUGUGAGCACGAGUAAGCAACUAUUCGGCGUCUUCAGCCAUGCCAAAAAUGCCUAUCGUGAGCGCAAGUAUGCUUUUCAAUCGGAACGCAAUGCAAAGAUUGCAGAACAGCAAGCACUCGAGGGACUGGCCAACUAUCAGAUCGAUGACUCGCGGUCGGUAGCUUCUCGACGAAGCCAUUCCAGAUCAAGACAUAGCCGUAGUCAUCGUGCCCCAUCCCACUAUGACGAUGAACAGACAGUCAUAUCCCGACAGGAUUCUCAUUACGAGCACCCGCAGACAAUCGUGCGUCGUCAUACCCAUCAUGAUGUCGCAGUCCGCGAGGACGCCCGGCCCGAGACAGCUCGGUCCAAAUCUGAUGCGCAUAUCGACAUGGAUCUUGCAUAUGGGGACGCCUCCCAUGCAGCAUUAUCUCGAUAUACCCCUCCAGAACCGAAGGAUGAUCAACAAAAGCUUGAUGGUCUUGUCAACAAAGCACAGUGGCUCCUCGAAGAGGCACACUGUGUACAACACGGCGCCACUGCCACCAUGGCCCACCUCCAACAGAACCCAGAUGCCAUGGCCGCUGUAGCCUUGACUUUGGCGGAGAUUAGCAAUGUGGCCCGCCAGAUGGCGCCAUCUGCAUUAACCACACUCAAGGCUGCUGCUCCCGUCGUCUUCUCUCUGCUCUCCAGUCCUCAAUUCCUGAUCGCUGCUGGAGUCGGUCUUGGCGUGACAGUGGUCAUGUUUGGAGGCUACAAGAUCAUCCAGAGAAUCAAAGCUGGCGCAGUUGGACAAGAAGGACAACCCCCCGAGACGGAAGUAGAAAUGGAAGAAAUGAUGGAGCUUAACACAGAGGCCCUCAGCUCCGUCGAGAUGUGGAGACGCGGAGUCGCUGAUCAGCAAGCUGAAAGCCUCGGAACCUCUGUCGAUGGCGAAUUCAUCACCCCCACCGCAGCUGCUAUGUCAGGCAUCGACGUCACCACUGCUCGCGCGCGACGAGACCCUCGCUUCAAAUUCGACGACGAUGACUCGGUCGCUUCGUCCCGUCGUUCCCGCCGUACACGAACCAGCCGUGCUCCAACAUACGCACACUCGGAACGCCACGAGCGGAGAUCAAAGGCUCCUUCCGAGGCCCCGAGUGGAUUCUUUGGACGGAGCUCAUCCAGAUCUAAGGCGCCAUCAAUGGCUCCCAGCAGAGCCCCCAGCAGAUCGCAUAGCAAGGCCCCUAGCCAAGCUCCUAGCCAAGCCCCCAGCAGAGCUCCCAGUCAUUCACACAGCCGGGCCCCCAGUUAUUCACACAGUCGCGCGCCGAGUCAAGCACACAGCCGGCCUCCUAGUCGCACACACAGCCGCGCCUACUCAAAAUCCGGCAGUCUCGUUUCCGAGAUUGAGAAACGCUCCAAGGAGAAAAAGAAGGGGCCUAGCCGUUUGCGACUCAUGUUCACCUCUUCUUCUUAA
This is a messenger RNA of Penicillium paradoxum, 1488 nucleotides long. RefSeq lists its product as uncharacterized. The transcript has 2 exons. Bases 1 to 1488 code for a protein of 495 amino acids. NCBI's taxonomy places the organism in Eukaryota, Fungi, Ascomycota, Eurotiomycetes, Eurotiales, Aspergillaceae. The record is from RefSeq and is a predicted model, not a curated record.